Gloeophyllum trabeum ATCC 11539 is the source of this 528-nucleotide messenger RNA. RefSeq lists its product as uncharacterized. Bases 1 to 528 code for a protein of 175 amino acids. Gene Ontology annotation, molecular function: translation initiation factor activity; ribosome binding. NCBI's taxonomy places the organism in Eukaryota, Fungi, Basidiomycota, Agaricomycetes, Gloeophyllales, Gloeophyllaceae. The transcript has a single exon. Gene Ontology annotation, biological process: ribosome disassembly; mitochondrial translational initiation. Gene Ontology annotation, cellular component: mitochondrion. The record is from RefSeq and is a predicted model, not a curated record.
AUGUCUACUCCUGCCAACGAUCCAGAACCUCCGAAGAACGAGAAUAUCCCUCAUCGAACUGUUCGCCUGGUGGAUCCCGAGACCUCUAAACUUCGACCACCCGCUCCUCUAGAAGAGAUCUUGGCUUCGUUCAGCCGGAAAACACACUUCCUUCAACUCGUCUCCGAGAGACCGGAACCCAUCGUUAAGCUUAUUAACAAGGAGGAGGCGCGCCGGAAGCGCGUUCAGCAGCGAAAAGCACAACUUCAGAACAAGAUGGAGGAGAAGGAGAUUCAGAUGACAUGGGGCAUCGCUUCGGCAGAUCUGGAGCACAAGCUCAGAAAGGUCCGGCAGGAGUUAGAGAAAGGGAACCGUGUGGAUCUGGUAUAUGCACCAAAGAAAGGACAGCCCUUACCGAGCCCUGCUGCGAGGGAGCAGCGAGUGAAGGAGACUCUGGACCUCCUUGCUGACAUUGGUAAAGAAUGGAAGCCACGAGAACAGACGGCGCGGAUGAUUGUCAUCUAUCUCGAGAAGCUGAAGAAAUCAUAG